Messenger RNA from Fusarium pseudograminearum CS3096, 2124 nucleotides. RefSeq lists its product as uncharacterized. Lineage: Eukaryota; Fungi; Ascomycota; Sordariomycetes; Hypocreales; Nectriaceae. The record is from RefSeq and is a predicted model, not a curated record. Gene Ontology annotation, cellular component: cytosol. Gene Ontology annotation, biological process: glycerophospholipid catabolic process. Gene Ontology annotation, molecular function: A2-type glycerophospholipase activity. The transcript has 2 exons. The coding region runs from base 1 to 2124 and encodes 707 amino acids.
AUGGUCAUUUUGACAUCAAUCCGAAAGUCCCCAGCUUAUCUUUACGCCAAAACGUAUUGCCUCUGCGCGCUGGUCAGCCUCGUUCAAGCAACACCCAUCUCAUCGCGAUUUCGACCAGCCAAUCUGACAAGGCCAACGCGCUUUAGGAAUGGAAAGGCCUUGACAUCCCGAAUAGCUCCAGACAAUGAGCCUGAUAAGGUCUCGUCAUCCAAGACGACGCGUAUUAUUGAUCGAUGGUAUGCCAGAGUUGCGGAUUUGGCUUCGGUGAAGACCUCACUAAAACGCGAUGAAACGGAUAUUGCGACGUAUCGCGAGUUACAGUGGGAUGCAAAGGUCCGUCAUGGCUCAUCGUUACACCCAAAAGAACAAGAAUUUAUCCAGUUGCGAAAAGCAAUGAUCUCAUCUCAGGGUAAAAACUCACUUCACAACUUUCUCGGUCUUCCACCAGACGAAAUUGUCGACCCAAGAGAUGUCCCACUCCUCUCCUUGGGAGGCUCAGGUGGUGGCUAUAGGGUUAUGUACGGCUUCACAGGCUUCAUAGUCGCUGCUAAAAAGGCAGGCUUGUGGGAUUGCAUCACCUGGACUGCCGGUGUGAGCGGAAGCUGUUGGACGAUAGCAGCGUACUACACAAUUGCCAGGCACGAUAUCUCCAGACUUGUUGAUCAUUACAUGACUGUAGCAAGUGAACUCGCGCACCCGAUGAGUAUGUAUGCUCUUGACAAGGUUGCGCGGAGUAAAAGAGGUAUAUACUUCUUAAUUGGCCCUCUGGUGAGCAAAGCCCAGAAGAGCAUUAUUGGAUUGAGUGUCAUGGACCUUUAUUCUACUCUCACAGCAACAUAUCAACUUUUGUCGAGGGAACCAAAAGGGAGACUGAGUAGAGCCACAUUUCAGUGGUCUAGAAUUUGGCAAAGGUCAGGAAUCGACAAGGCACUGGAGCCGAUGCCAAUUCUCGCCGCUGUCAGACGUGUCCCAAGAUACUCAUACAAGCCCAAAACUAUUUCCACCAAGGCCACAGCUAUUCAGAACGAUAAUAUCGCGGGAAACAUGGAUCCAAUGCGCAACGGCUCUGAGAACAAGUCCAAGGACAGUUCCAAGAAGUUGUUUCAGUACUUCGAGAUUUCACCCUUGGAAAUAGGCAGUCCAGAUCUGAAUCGAUACGUGCCUACUUGGUCUUGGGGACGCACUUUCGUUUCCGGCCAUUCGGUUGACCGUCGACCGGAGCAAUCAUUUUCACUUUUACUGGGACAAUGCACCAGUGCACCAGCGGGGCCGUUGACAGAGUGUAUAAAAGCUCUCUUGGUGUCGAUCCCCAAAGACACGGUAAUGGCGCGCUUGGUAGCCAUGCUCAACAGGUUCUUGCAGUCGAAGCAUUUGGAAGGGUUCUGGGGGAAUCCGAUCCGAGCAGGACACGACCCAAAUCCAUUCUAUGGACUGGAGAAACCUGCCAUGGCAAGAGAACAUACUUCUGAACAUCCCUCAUACAGACCACGAGCGACUGAACCCGAGGUUACGGAGAGAAGGAGUCUUAUGACCAUGACUAACAGUCCUGCUGUAGACCUUCCACCAUGGGAAGCGCAAGGACGUACAAGACUCAUGGACUGUGGAAUGGCCAAUAAUCUUCCCAACCAUGUCCUUGCGAGGCCAGAAAGAGGCGUUGACAUUUUUAUCUCUUUUGAUUCAUCCUCGGAUGUGCAGACUGGAGCAGCUGUGCAGCGUCUACAUCACUUCGCUGCAGACUUUGACUUUGAACUACAAGAAGAAACUAAAGUCUUCCACAGUCCGAGGAGAAACGUCGAGCUGGCUUCGGAUCAUGGACUGGAAGUCGAGUCACGAUAUCUCCAUCAAUAUGGCAGAGUGUUUCGGGGUACGCGCGAGAGUGGAAAGACCAUUUACAUCAUUUACUGCCCACUUUUGCCAAAUGGCAUCAACCCAAACUUCAACCCUUCGACAGCCUCCUUCUCAACCUCGACAAACCUCAUGUGGACACCAGACCAAGUCCAAAGCGUGCUUACAACAGCUGAAGCGAACAUCACAAAUUAUGCUUUCGAUACUAUAAAACGGGUAGUUAGAAAGGUGUAUGAAGACAAAAAGGCACAUAGACAGACAUUAGAGACCAUGAGUUAA